GAGGCCGAUUCCAUCAUCAUCAUCAUCAUCGAUAUGAUGAUCAUUAUGGAAAAAAUCAAUAUAUCCAUAAUGAGAAUAUCGAUAAAACAGAUAUACAUUUGAAAUGUUAUUCUUUUAGUUGUUGUCCAUUUUAUCGCCACCACCAUCAUCAUCAUGAUCAUGAUUAUUGUUCCAGAAUGUUCAAAAGGACUGUGAUAAAUCUGUCAUUUAUUUCAUUAUCGUUAUCAUUUCUAUUCUUAUUUGCCAAUAUCGAUAAUUCAUUGGCAACAAAUAUGAUUUGCCAUGAUGAUAAUGGUGAGCAUUCAACUAUUGGUUCAUCAUCAUCAUCAUCAAGUGUAUCGAUUUUUUCCAAUAAUAACAACAAAAGCCAAAACCAUAAUAAUCGAACAACCAUUGUUUCAAAUAGUCGUACGAUUUUUUUGAUCAAUGAUAAUGACGAUAAAAUUGUUACCGCUGCAAAUACGAAUACAAAUAACAAUAAAAAACGUGAUGUUCAUGGUUUGAAUGAUGGAAAAAUUUCACAAAAAUUUCAUCGUGAUUAUUCAUCAUCGACAACAUUAUCAACAUCAUCGAAUACCUUGAAUAUAAAUUUUCCGAACAAUAAUGUUGAUAGUAAAAAUGUUUCAUCCAUUCAAACGGCCAAUAAUGAACAACCAUUUGCUACAUUCGUAUAUACUGUUUUGAUCAAUGAUAAAGUUCAACUACCCUGUGAUAUACAGCCACCAUCAUCGGAUGAUCAAAUUGUUCUAGUUCUUUGGUAUAAAGAUGAUGAGCUGGCACCAAUACUAACAUUGGAUGGUCGAAAAAAUCAAUUGGAUCCAGGUGCAGUUCAAGUUUCAGCAUCAAAUCUGAGAGGUCGAGCCUAUUUCAAUGUACAUGGUAGACCAGCACAUCUUUCAAUCGAUCCGGUCGCUGCAUCCGAUGAAGGUGAUUAUCGUUGUCGUGUUGAUUUUCGUAAAGCUCGUACAAUUAAUACAGUGAUUUCAUUGAAAGUGAUUGUUCCACCACAAGUGCCAAAAAUUACCGAUCAAGAUGGCAACUAUCUAAGCGGUUUGGUUGGCCCAUACAAUGAAGGUGAUGAACUUGCAUUGACUUGUCUCACAAAAGGUGGAAAACCACGACCAUCAUUAAUCUGGUGGCGAGAUUUCGCCAUCAUUGAUGAUUCUUUUGAAUUCGAUGAUCGAGACGUGACAACAAACGAAUUGGUCAUCACACGUUUGUCUCGACAUCAUUUGUUAGCAAUAUUAAUGUGCCAAGCUAUCAAUUCAAAUAUAACGACUACGCCAGCAUCGAAUUCCAUAACAUUGGAUCUAAAUCUAAAACCAAGCGAAGUGAGAAUCACCCAGCUGACGCCAAUAUUGGUUGCCGGUGCCGAUGCUUUGUUUGAAUGUAAUACGUUUGGAUCACGACCAAUGCCAAUCAUUUAUUGGUUAUUCGAUGGCAAUCGUUACGAUACAAGAAUUCAUGGUGAACAACAAACAGGCAGUACGAUAACAUUACGCCUAGAGCGACACCAUCGUGGCAUGAUUGUCGAAUGUAUUACUGAGAAUCUUCGUAUACCAAAUUCAGCCAUCCGUGAUCAAUUGACUCUUGAUGUUCAAUAUCCACCACAGAUGGAAUUAAAAUUGGGAGCACCAUCAUUAUCAUUGGAUUCCAUACAAGAAGGCAUCGAUAUUUAUUUUGAUUGUCAUGUUGAUUCAAAUCCAGCUCCAACAACACCAAUUACAUGGCUAUUCAAUGGCGAAACACUUGUACCAGAACCGGGAGUAAUCGAGAGCAAUCAAUCAUUGGUAUUGCAACGUGUUCCACGAUGGCGAAAUGGAACAUAUCAAUGUAAAUGUUCUAAUCAACAAGGGACAAUGAUUAGUAAUGAAAUACAUUUGGAAAUCAAAUUUGCACCGGUCUGCAAGAUUCCAUACACAUUGAUUUACGGUUUACAAUUGAACGAAAUCAUCCAGAUCGGAUGCGAAGUCCAAGCACGACCAACCGCGGAUGUUUCAUUCCAAUGGCGUUUCGAGAAACAUACUAAUUUAGCCAAUUUUAUUGUGAUCAAUGAAACCAAAUCAAUAUUAGAAUAUGUGCCUCGUACACGAGACCAAUAUGGCCUUAUUGAAUGUACAGCAAAAAAUUCAAUCGGAAUACAACGUGAACCAUGUCAAUUUCUUAUCGUACCGUCUGCCAAUCCUUAUUUUCCCUAUCAAUGUUUAGUUUCAAAUCAAAGUGAUUCAACACUUUCAAUACGUUGUGAUGGGUCAUUUUUAUCGGGUAAUAUUUCCUAUUCAACUACGGAAUCAUCAUCAAUUUCUGAUAAUAAUAAUAAACAUUAUGAUGCUACCUCAUGGCUGUCAUCACAACAGCAACAACAACAUGGCAACAAUAUUUCGGAUGAUGAAUUGGACGAAUUAAAUUCUGAAAUAGAUGCCAGUUAUACCGGAAGUGGUGGUGAUGAUGAUGAUGAUAUAACAUCAUCGACAACUAAAUUGAAAUAUAUUCACAAUAGUUACAAAAAUCAAAGACCGGAACAAAUUUCCGAUUCUGUUGCCAGUUUAUUGUCUAAUUUGACCACAUCAGAUAUUUAUGCAAUGUAUUUUGCACCGGAUCUUCAACCACAGACGGCCGUCACCGGAAACAAUAUGAACAACAAUGAUGGCACAUCUAAUAUGCCGAAUACUGAUCAAGACGGUCAAUCGAUCAAAGUAACUUAUCGGAAUGGCGUCGGUCCAUUUCCAGCCAAUGGGCCACAACGUGCUGCUGCCGCAUCGAUGCUUUUCCUGAAUGAACUGGUAACAAAAUUCAAUUCACAUCCAUUAAAUCUGCAACCACAUUUGUUAGUCUAUCCACCAACGUAUUAUAUAUGCGAAAUUUAUUCACUUUCACCGAAACCUACAUUGAUCAAGAAUCUAACUAUCGAUGCUAUCGGUAAACGGAUUAUGAAUCCAUUGCUCAAUGGGAGCUUUAGUUUUCUGGUCGAUGAACUACCAUCGAAUACACCAUUGCGUGUGAAUAUCUAUGCACAGAAUAAUCGUAAACGUUCCAUAAUGCAAGUAGAAUUGGAUGCAAAAACAUUACGUGCAGCUGAACGUCGUAUCGAUUACGAGGGGCAUCAAGGCCAACAUGCUGCACGAGGCAGGAAAUCAUAUUCAACAUUUUUCGAAGAAUUAUAUGGUGGUUAUGGACGAUUCCGUAACAAACAUAUGGUUGUUGGUUUGAUGAUUUCCACCGUAGCUAUCACUGUCAUUAUAGCAAUUAUAUUGAUCACUAUAGCCAUUUUACGUUCACGUCAUCAUCAACAGCAACAAAAUCCUUCAUUGUUUAAUCAUCGUCAAGGACAGAAUGAAAAUUCAACAACGAACCAUAGUAAAGGACGAACACAACAAACUAUGGUUAAUGAAAAUGAACAAAUAUGCCACAAUACCAACGAAUUGAUUAUGUUGGGUGAUAAGCUGAUACAUAUCCAGAAGCAAAAACAACUACAACAAAUGCCUGCUACAAAUAAUAAUGAUUCACUGACGGUUGGAAACAAAAAUUCCGGAUCACUUAAACGAAAAAAUCAACAACAACAGCAGCAGCAAAGAUUGUCACGUUCAAAUCAAAGUUUGAAUAAUAAUCAUGUACUAGAAACGACAUUCCUGACUAGUGAAACUAAUUUUGACGACGACGAUGAUGGCCAUCAUCAUCAUCAUCAUCAUCAUCAUGACGUUGUCAUGGAUGGUAACCAUAUCCGUAAUAACCAAAUGGAUUUGGUUGAAUUUGCUAAUGCAAAUUCUGUCGGUGGUGGAGCCAAUGGAUAUGGAAUGGAUCUUAUUGGUGCCGAUGAUGAUAGCUCAAUGCGUUCUGAUCAUCAACUUAUACAAUCGACAAAUGAUUCGGAUAAAUAUUAUAAAUCCAUUUUGACAACAAAACGAACAGCAACAGCAACACAAAAUGCUGCACCACCAAAUUAUUAUGAUUUAAAUCUAACGGAAACAUCAGCAUCUUCUGAAUCGACAACAGCCGCAGCUACAGCUACUGCCUAUGUGAAUAUUUUGCCUUCAGGUGCAGCGGCAGCACCACCGGAUAUUAUUCAAAAUGUUAUGUAUCAACCAACAUCAACAUCACAUCAUCAUCAUCAUCAUGCACAAGAAUUUUUUGAUACAAUUUCAUUCGGCCAAUCUAAUAAUAAUGCAACAUCGACAACGAAUAAUGGAUCAACAUCCACUGAUCAACUAUCAGGUAACAUUAUUCAAUUACCACCAUUACGAAAAUAUUCAAUUGAUAAUUCAGCCAUUGGUGUUGGAAGCGGCAGCAAUGGUAACCGUUCAAUAAUCAUAUCUACAGAUCAACAACAACAGAUUAUCUAUGGUCAACAGUCAUCAUUACAACCAAAUUCAGCUUCAACGAUUUUAUCGACCGGUAAUAGCGGAUCAUCAGUAUCGCGAACAUCUACAUUAUUACGCCAUUCGGGUGCCUAUUAUAACGGAAGCGCUAGUGGUAGUGGUGGUCAUCAUUCUCAAUAUUCCGAUAAUUCAGCAGCACAUUUAUUUGGUACUUUACCACGUAAUGGAUCACCUUCAUCACAAACACAACAACAACAACAAUCAUAUAUUUACAUACCAUCACAACAAACACAACCACAGUCUACACAACAACAUCAUCAUCAUCUGAUCAUAUCAUCAUCGGCAAUUGGCUAUUCGUCACCAACAACUACAACAACAACAACCAUGGCAACAUCUAAAGUAGUCAAUACAUCGAACAAUAUUGAAUAAACUAUUUGAUGAUGAACCAUCAUUAUUAUAAUUAUUGUAAUAUCGAUCUCAAAUGGAAUCAGAGGAUUUGAUUUGAUUUUGUUUGCAAACAUUUUUCGAGUCUAGACAUAAUGACAUUUAUUUUGUAAGUGAAAAAAAAUAAAUAACGGAAAACGUUGUUAUCAUCAUCAUCAUUAUAGUAAAGUAAUUUCAUCCAAAUGUUGAUUGAUUUGCGUUAAUGGUACAAUAUACAAUUGACACUUGCACCGACAUAAACAUACACAAUCAUGAUACUGGGAGCCUUAUGGGAACGUCUUCAAAUAUAUGAUGAUGAUUAUUAUUAUUAUAUUCAUUGCCUACAGGGCUUUUCUUUUUUUUUUUGCUUCUGUUGUUUUUUCUUCAACUAAACUGAAUUCGAUUACACACAACGAUCUAAACAUCAUCAUACUUCAAUAAGAACAAUCACAAUAAGUAAAAUAAUGUCUUGGAUUUCAAAUUCCAAACAAACAAACAUACGACGAAAAAACUGUUAGAUUCACAUUAAAAUUGACAUGACUUGAAGGCAUGAACAAUAAUGGCGGAAAAAAAUAUCCAUUCUACAAGAGAAUGUCCAAGUCUAAGUUUGUGUGUGGCUGUAUAAUUUGUAAAUAGAUAUCCAAUUCGAAUUAUCAUCAUGAUUGUUAAUGUUUUUGUUUUGUUGACACAUUUCAUCCU
Molecule: messenger RNA, 5438 nt
Organism: Dermatophagoides farinae (American house dust mite)
Lineage: Eukaryota; Metazoa; Arthropoda; Arachnida; Sarcoptiformes; Pyroglyphidae
Source: RefSeq, a predicted model, not a curated record